Messenger RNA from Magnolia sinica, 1305 nucleotides. Its product is annotated as UPF0481 protein At3g47200-like. The coding region runs from base 1 to 1305 and encodes 434 amino acids. Lineage: Eukaryota; Viridiplantae; Streptophyta; Magnoliopsida; Magnoliales; Magnoliaceae. The transcript is spliced from 2 exons. The record is from RefSeq and is a predicted model, not a curated record.
AUGGGAAAGAAUACCGUAGCUAUACAUCAACCUUCACAUCAAGAUUGGGUCAUCGAUGUUAAAUCGAAGCUCCAAUAUAUAAGCCGCUCAGCAGAAGAAGAGCUUUGGAGCCAGCACUCGAUUUACAGGGUACCGACAGGCUUUGGGGAUACCAGCCGCAGCAAGGCCUACAAGCCUCAGGUAGUCUCCUUUGGGCCGUACCAUCAUGGCAAGCCGCGUCUAAAACCGAUGGAAGAGCACAAACAUAGAGCUCUCCUUCACUUUCUUCGAAGGAGUAAUAAAACGCUUGAAGAGUUCAUGGAGGCGUUGGAGGAAUUAAUGGAACAACUGAUGGACUCCUACAAGCAGCUGGAUAAGGCAUGGAGACAUCCAGAGAAAUUUUUGAAGCUGAUGAUCCUUGAUGGAUGUUUCAUGCUCGAGAUCUUCAGAACGAGCAAGGAGAUCCCUAUUGACUAUGCAUACAAUGACCCAAUCUUCAGUAAGCAUGGAAAACUAUGUAUCAUGCCGCACAUAAAGAGAGACAUGUUGAUGAUCGAAAACCAGCUUCCUCUACUGGUGCUGAAGACGUUAGCAGCUGUUGAAAGUGGAAACCCCCAGGACGAGGAAUCCAUAAACGAGCUCGUAAUGAAUUUCUUUGCCCCCAGUUCCCAACCCUUUAAGAUGGGCCAGCGCCUCCAUGUAUUGGACGUGGUAAGGAAGAGCAUGCUUCCAGGCCCACCUGAAGGAAAAUCUACUAAAAAGAAACCGGCUCUCAAAGAAACGGCAGAUGUGAUCUGGCCUGCCACAGAGCUUCUUGAGGCUGGAAUCCGGUUCAUGAUGAUCCCAACCCACAGCCUAGAGAUUAAGUUCCAAAAGGGCAUCCUAAUGCUCCCUCAGAUCAUAGUCGAUGACGCUACAGAAUCCAAAUUUCUCAAUCUAAUGGCGUUUGAGCAACUUCAUGCGGGCAUCGGCACUGAAGUGAGUUCAUAUGUAUCAUUCAUGGACAAUAUUAUUGACACAGAGAAAGAUGUAAUCCUCCUCAACAAAAGAAAGAUAAUCAUGAAUUUUGUGGGGACGGAUAAAUCCGUAGCGAAGCUCUUCAAUGGUAUCUCUCAGGAUGUGUCAUUCGAUCCAGACAAUAGCCUAGGGGAGGUGCAUAAGAAGGUGACUGCUUACUGCAACAAGAGAAGGAAUCGUUGGAGGGCCAACCUCUGGCACACUUACUUCAGAAGCCCAUGGGCUUUCAUCUCCCUCUUGGCCGCCAUUUUCCUCCUUGGUGUCACUGUCACCCAGGCCGUCUACGAUCUCAUCAGUUUCUAUAAGUAA